Messenger RNA from Hansenula ciferrii, 1617 nucleotides. Its product is annotated as Mitochondrial distribution and morphology protein 30. The record is from RefSeq and is a predicted model, not a curated record. The coding region runs from base 1 to 1617 and encodes 538 amino acids. NCBI's taxonomy places the organism in Eukaryota, Fungi, Ascomycota, Saccharomycetes, Phaffomycetales, Wickerhamomycetaceae. The transcript has a single exon.
AUGGCAUCAAUUAAUCAAAAUUAUCAUUUCCCAUUAGAAGUUUGGGAAAACAUUGUAUCAAAAUUAGGGAAAAUAUCAAAAUCACAACAAGAAGUUGAUGAAACAAUUUUCAAUUUAGGUAAAGUUAAUAAAGAAUUUAGAGAUUUAUUUACAGGUGAUGAUUUUUGGUAUGGAUUAAUUAAAUCUAGAUAUUUUCAAAAUUUAUCAGAUCCUUUCCUUAAUGUAUCAUCUGAGAUUUCCAAAUUGGGUAAUCUUUAUGAAUAUAGUAUGAAAAGAUAUCAAAUUGAUAAAGAAAUUAGAUUUAGAUUCAAUACAUUAGAUUCAUCACCACAAAUUGUUCCAAACGAAUAUCUUAAUGAUCAUCCAGACUUGAAAUUUGAUAAACUUGAACGAACUCUAUUUUACAAAUUCUAUUUAUCAAACAUUUUGAAAUACAAAGAUUUAUCAAUUGAAAUUAUAGAAGAGAUGAUUCCAAAGUUGAAAGAAAAAGAUAUAUUCAAUGAAGCCAAUUGGUUAUUAAGUACCGUUAGACGUAUUAGAGUAUAUGAUGGAAUUUUCCAAGCUCAAAGAGAUCAAAAUAAGAAGAACAAAAUUAGAUUUUUCAAAGAUGCAGAAGGUGCAUUAUUUGAUUUAAGUCAUAUUGAUCCAUGUUUUGAAAAAUUAAAAUCAGUUAGACGUGCAAAAUUACAACAAAUUUAUAAAAAAGUUAAUGUUAAUCCAGUUUUAGAUACAAGAGAUAUAAUUGGUACUAUAUUGAUCAUUAAAGAUGCAGUUAAAGAUUCAUUAUAUUUCGAAGAUCUUCAUGGAAUUGGUAAUAUUGAAAGUGUUUCUUUAUUAAGAGUUUAUGCAUGUGAAUCAUCAGGUUUCCAUAUUGUUCAACUAGCAAUUAUUCAAAAAAUUGCCCGGGAAUUUGGUAUUAGAACUAUAAUUCCUAAUUCUAAAUCAGUAUUAAUCAUUAAUGAUCCUAAAUAUGUUGGAGAUAAACCAUAUUUAAAAAUUCAUUUAACUCAUAUGACACAAUUAAUGGAACCACCUUUACAAAAUUCAAUUAUAAUUAGACCUGGUGAUGAUAAUUAUGAUAAAUCUGAAUUGGUCCCUAAGAGAUCAGAUAAAGAAUUUUAUGAUUUUUUAAUUGGUAAAGUUGAUUCAUUACCACCUUUGAUUCAAUUACGUAGAUUGAAUCUUGCAAUAUUUAAUGAUACUGAUGCAAAUGAAUCUAAAAAAUCAACGGUUUAUCCAAUAUCAGGUGAUUGUUUAGAUAAGAAUUUGUUUUUAUCAAUUACAAGAUUUUGUUUAAGUUUUGAUUUGAAAAUGAAAAAUAAAGAUACUUCACAAAAUCAAGUAUUAGAAUUUGUUAAUAAGAUGAGUUUUGGUAAAAGUGAGGAUGACAUUCAUUAUGAUAUGAAUUAUUUAAUGGAAUUAUUACAAAUGAAUGGGAAAUUUGAAUUACCAAUAGAUUAUAGUAUGCUUAAAGUUAAUCCCAAAACAAAUAGAUUUACAAUUGAAUCAAUUAAAGAAUUUAGAAAAAAAUGUGAUGAAAUUAAAAAUGCUUAUUAUGAAAAGAAAGAUAAAGGUACUUUUAAAGAAGGUCGUAUAGUCAUAGAAUUGGAUAUUUGA